This is a messenger RNA of Poecilia reticulata (guppy), 4031 nucleotides long. RefSeq names its product insulinoma-associated 1b (gene insm1b). NCBI's taxonomy places the organism in Eukaryota, Metazoa, Chordata, Actinopteri, Cyprinodontiformes, Poeciliidae. Gene Ontology annotation, cellular component: transcription repressor complex; nucleus. Gene Ontology annotation, biological process: negative regulation of transcription by RNA polymerase II; neuron differentiation; regulation of cell cycle process. Gene Ontology annotation, molecular function: RNA polymerase II cis-regulatory region sequence-specific DNA binding; DNA-binding transcription repressor activity, RNA polymerase II-specific. The record is from RefSeq and is a predicted model, not a curated record.
UGGAGAAUAUGGUCGAGUCUGCAGUGAAAACAAACGGCUGCAGCUGUAUGCUAAUUAGGCGCCUAUGCUUCCCGUCCGCGCGGGGCAGCACGCGCCACUGAGCAAACACGCGCAUGCGAGGCCGGCAACACAGGCCCACGCGCCGCACAGAAAUUAUCUCGAGGGAAAGAGGAACUCGUUAAAAUGCCAUCAAAGCUUGUAGUCCCAACAAACCACGACUAAUAGACGAGCAGAGUUGAAGAACAACAAGAAUCAGAGCAGAGGAAGCGGAGAUGGCGUCAGGAAAUUUAGGUCGCAUUUUAACAAACAACACGAGCUAAAUAAAGCAAAAGCAAAUUAUUUGAAGUUAUUAACUGGUUAAACAUCUUCAAACCUUAAAGAAAAGAUAUCCAUCCCAUUAAAUCAACGCAUUAAAACUUUUUUUCACCCCACUUUUAUACAGUAUCCCCCCAGCUGCAUUAAGUUUUAAUUCUUAAAUAUUAUUUUUUUAGUCAGCCCAGAUCAAAUGUGUAAUUUUGCUAGAACAGAACCAACAUAACGGUGUGUUUUCAAGCAGGUGAGAGAAGGCUCUGGGACAUAGAGGCCUAUUGAAAGGGGGGCUGCAGGCCUGCGGCUCAGCUUCGAUUGUGUAAUUAUUUGACUUGGUCAUACUGCAGCUUUAUGCAAAUGAGGGGAACAAUGAACGACGAUGGAGAUUAAUUCCUCCCUGGUCUGCGCACUGAAAGAGGGGGAAAGAAUGCGCCCUCUUCCAAGUGGCGCACUGUCGCAUAUAGGCCUGCAUUAUUAGGCAAGAAAUGGAAACCCAGGCAAAUGUGCAAAAUGCGAAGAGAACAAAGAGGGCAUGUACUUGAAGAGAAAUAAGUUAAGUUAAACACUUUUAUUACAGCAACAUUUGAAAUUCGUCAAAUUUGAAAACUUUUUUUUGUGUGUGCCUAUUUUACAGCUACAGUAAUAAUAAUACAAACUUUAGAGCUUCCGGAAAACAAUAUAUUUCCUACAAGCAGAUGCAACACCAGUUUAAAAUAUCAGUGCAGAAUGUCCCAUCACAAGCUUUGGCUGCUGCUGCCCUCCUCUUUGUCUGCAGCGCUGAUUCCGCCCAGCACGCGUCUCGCUGUGGCCCAGAUUGCCUGCGAGUCCUUUUUCACAGUUAAGAGGUCAAUUUGCCUUUGAAACGAUGAAAAAAAAAAAAAAAAAAAAGAUAUCCACGCAGACGUGGCCAUUGUGCACAAAGACCAGAGGGCUUUCUUAUUACUUAUGUAUGCAGCGAGAUGUCUGAUUUAUAUGUCGGGUUAAACUACCGAGACAGACGCGUGCCCUCAAAAUAAAGAAAUACUCCUCCUCUAUAGGGCUUAUGUUAUAAAAUAAAAUCGGAGAAAGAUGAAAGUUGCUAUAUUCGGUUGUGAACAAAUGAGAGUGCGUAAAGGUCGUGCGUAAAGAUGGCGCAAAAGUAUAGAGACCGUGUAUUUUAAACCUGUUUUUGUGCUGCACAUUUUUACCAACAUCUCAGGGAAAUUUUUAGAAGAAACGAGCAUUUUUACAACCUUCUGAUUUUAAAUAAUAAUAACAAACAAAAGUUAAAUCGUGAUGAUUUUAGCACUGAUGGACAUUUCCCUUUUAGCGACUCAGAGGCCCCCCAGAGGAGAGCCACAAAGCAGUGGCACGUGUGCAUUUGUGUAGGGGCCCAUCAGACCGUAAAAAGAGGAGGGUCCCGGCGUGUGCCUCGGUCGGGGGAGGGAGGCUGUGCGUGCAGCAUUAAUGUAAUAAACCGCCAGUACAUCUGCUGAGCUAUCUGCACAUCCUCCAACGAAAUCCACCGACCCCAGGCUCAGAGCCCUCCCACAAUAAAAUCCACUGGGAUCUUGGUUUCAUCCCAUUGGUCGGGGAUGCUGCAACAGGGGGGGGCGAGAACAAUAGCAUCAUUCCGGCAUAAAAAGAGUGGAGCUAUGCCUUGGAGACGAAAACAUUUCAGCAACAGAAGGAUCGAUAUAGAGGGGAGUAAAAAGUCCCUCAAAUUCUGGUGUUGCCAUAUUUUUUAAACCAACCUGGAUUCUCCAGAUUUCAGCCACCUCUCCGAAGUGCCUUCCCGCUGUUACUCGCCAAGAUGCCCAAAGGAUUCCUGGUGAAAAGAAACAAGAAAUCCGCACAUGUUUCCUACAGGACUCGACCUGAUGAGGAUGAUCUCCAGGAGCUACACACCCCAGCUGCCUUGCCAAGUCAGACGGACCCCUCCCCGCCGAUGUCCGUGGCGUCAAGCCCCGACCGCGCCUCGGUAUCACCAGAUUUCGUCGCAGCAGACGCGCCGGUGCCAAGGCUGGAAAAGCCGGAGCAGUUCGGAAAUCCAGAAGCGGUGUGCCAAGCCAUCUACAGCCCCACCCGACCCAUCAGCAAGGAGCACGACAGGGGAUAUUUUGAGCGAAGUUUCAAUCUGGGCUCGCCCGUUUCUGCGGAGUCAUUCCCCGCAGCCGCCUCGCUCUCCGGCCUGGACCACCUCCUGUACGCUCCGGUGGACCUGAAAAUCGGCACCAGCAACAGCAGCCGGGGCGGCGCAGCCAUCACAAACACCACCACCACCACCAGCAGCAGCACCAGCAGCACCAGCAGCAGCAGCAGCAACAGCCUAUCAGUACCAAACAACCGGGUCGCAACCAAAAGACCCGCCGCCGAGGGAGCAGAGCGAAAACCUAAAGCCGCCUCAAAGAAACCCAAAGCCAUCCGAAAGCUCAACUUUGAAGACGAGGUGACCACUUCUCCGGUGCUCGGGCUGAAAAUCAAAGAGGGGCCGGUGGAGAUGAAGCCGAGGGCGCAGUCCUCCGGGGGAACCAAACCUUUAGGGGAGUUUGUGUGCCAGCUGUGUAAAGAGGCGUACGCGGAUCCCUUCUCCCUGGCUCAGCACAAAUGCUCCCGCAUAGUCAGGGUCGAGUACCGGUGUCCCGAGUGUGACAAGAUGUUCAGCUGCCCGGCCAACCUCGCCUCUCACCGCCGCUGGCACAAACCGCGGACCAGCACCGGGGCGCCGGCGGGGGCGGCGCCGCCCGCGCAGGGCGUCAAACCCGACAUGGCCAAAAUGCAGCCGCUGGGCGUCAAGUCAGUCUCCGACGAAACCAAAGACAUGAGUGACAGAGACACCCCGAGUCCCGGGUUGUCCGAGUCGGGCUCUGAAGACGGCUCGUACGACUGCCAGUUCUGCGGGAAGAGGUUCAAGCGGCAGGCGUACCUAAGAAAACACAUCAUAGCUCACCAGGCCCUGCAGAAGAAGGUACUGGAAGAGCACGGGUUUCAAACCAGCGACCGUGCAGCGGCCGAGCAAGCUCCAGUGUCCGCCCCUUGUUCCUCCUCCUCCUCCUCCUCCUCCGCCUCUUCCUCAGCAUCAUCAGAGGAAGCCUCAAACCAAAGCCCCCUGAAUCUGAGCCCGGUGGACUGCCUGCUGUGCACGAUGUGCGGGGAGAGUUUCACCAGCAGGGCCGGCCAGGAGAGACACCUGCGCCUCAUGCACCCCUCCCAGAUCUACCCGUGCAAAUACUGCCCCGCCACCCUCCCCAGCUCUCCGGGGCUCACCAGGCACAUAAACAAGUGCCACCCCUCGGAGAACAGGCAGGUGAUCCUGCUGCAAAUGCCGGUGCGCCCUGCCUGCUGAAGACAACACAGAACUUGUGCCUUUGAUGGGGGAAAUACAAAAAAAAAAGGGAAAAAAGGAGAAAGAAAAUAAUAAUAAAAAAUAGAAACAAAAAAGUGGCUUUGGGUUUAAAAAAAAAUAAAAAAAAAAUAAAAAAGUUGCCCACUGCCAUAACUUUAGGCCAAUGAAAGGCAGGGCUGUUUGAUGUUUAAGUGGUGUCUUUUUCAUGCCAAUCAGUGAUUGUUGAAUGCUUGUCUCGAUAUUUAAUUUACUUAUAGGCCUAUUUUGAGAUUUUAUUUCUCAAAUUAGUUUAUCAAAAGGGAAAAAUGAAUACAAAGCGUUAGUUUGACUGUUAAAGGGUAUUUUUCUAGCACAGCACAUGCUCAAUGAUAGCUUCUAGACCUAAGAAAUGUCUUAA